Messenger RNA from Podarcis lilfordi (Lilford's wall lizard), 4983 nucleotides. NCBI's taxonomy places the organism in Eukaryota, Metazoa, Chordata, Lepidosauria, Squamata, Lacertidae. The record is from the annotation of a GenBank genome assembly.
CGCCGAUUGGCCGGCUCGGCGCCGGUGGGCGGAGCUUCGCCGCUGUUGGAGACCUGCCCGCCGGCUCUCCCCGGCUCCGCCCCAGCGCUGCUCCCUCCCACUUUACUACAGGCGGCUGAGGCCGGGGCCGUCGCGCCACACGGGAGGGAGCAGGCUGGCCCGGCACGACCCCGCCCGCAGCUCCCGCCCGUGCCUCGGAGACGCCAACCCAGCAGCAGCAGCAGCUGCCUCAGAGACGCCGCCGCCGCCGCCGGUCCCGGCCUGCUUGGAACACGCGGACGGGGCGGGAAUGUUGCUCUCCAAGAUCAACUCCCUGGCCCACCUGUGCUCCGCGCCCGGAGGGGACCUGCACCCGGUCAAGCCCCUGCCAGGUCAGCCACACCGGAGGGGCAGAGGAUGGAUGGGGGGGGGGUUCGGGCGGCCUGCAGGCGCCCCUCACGGUCGGUCGGGGUCGUGAGGCGAAGGCGGGGCUGGGGUGGCGGCCAGGGGUUUGUUUUGUUUGGGGAGCGGCUGAUGCGGAGAGAUCGGGCGGGAGGGAGAGCAGCGUUGCUGAGGAGGCGCAAUGGCCUGACCUCCCCCCCUCUCCCCAUCCCUCGUUUUCUCUCCCUUCGCAGGAAAAGAAAAGGAACCCCUGGAGAAGUUGUACCAGGUGGGCCCGCUGCUCGGCAGUGGCGGCUUCGGCUCGGUCUACUCGGGGACCCGGCUGGCGGAUGGAGCUCCGGUGAGUGCUUGGCCGCGGGUGGAUUGUGCUCCCAUUUGCUCCCCGUCGCUCUCCCUCUACGGUUUCCCCUCACCCCAAUUUUCUCCCAAAAAAAUACCCCUUCCAUUCAUUCCAGUCCCCCCUCCCUCCCCGCCACCCAUGGCAUUUCUUUCUACCGGUCCUGUUCGCUCACUCCAUUUCCCCCCUCUUUAAUCUUCGUAGGUGGCGAUCAAGCAUGUGUCCCGCGACCGGGUUUCGGAAUGGGGGGAAUUGGUAAGUGUUUGAUCGGAGGAAUGCCCCCGUGUUGCUCGAGAGAAUCUCUUUCAGCUUUCAGUGAUCUGCCACAAUGCAGGUCGAUUGAUUCUCCUAUUCAUGAAUCCUGUUUUCUCUCUCUCUUCCCCCCCCCAAAAAAAAUCACAUUGCAGCCUGGUGGAACGAGGGUACCGAUGGAGAUCUUGCUCUUGAAGAAGGUUGGCUCUGGCUUUCGGGGCGUAAUCCGGCUCCUGGAUUGGUUUGAGAGGCCAGACAGUUUUAUUUUGGUUUUGGAACGGCCUGAUCCCGUGCAGGAUCUCUUUGAUUUCAUCACGGAGCGGGGUGCUCUGCCCGAAGACUUGGCUCGCAGCUUUUUCCAUCAGGUUUUGGAGGCGGUUCGACAUUGUCACAGCUGUGGGGUUCUGCACCGGGAUAUCAAGGACGAGAAUAUCCUGAUUGACCUGAGCAGUGGAGAGCUCAAACUUAUAGACUUUGGAUCUGGAGCGCUGCUCAAGGACACAGUGUACACUGACUUUGAUGGUGAGUCUUGUCAAUUUCCAUUCACUGCUUUGAGCCAGGGAAUUUCCUCUUUGAAACACUGUGUUCCCGGGGUUUGAGUGCUUUGCAGCAAUGGAACAUGUUCUUCCUCUGAGCUGUAGGACUUGUUCUUCUUAUGAAAUACAUUUUAUCCUGAUUGCCUAUUGCCUACACAGUUUCUGUUGAUAGGCGAUUUAACUCCAAUCAACUGCUAGACUUUGCUAAUGGUUUUUUAUGAGCCUGAACCUACUGUCUUAUUUGUGGUGUGAAAGUAGAAAGUGAAGGAACCAGGCAGUAAAUAUGUUGUAAAUCUGAGUGGCUACUAAUUCACUUGUGAGGGAGUGCAGAAGUGCAAGGCUGAAUGUAAACAUGUUUGCAGGCAUACUGUUCAAAACCUUGAAUGCUAAUCAAAAUCUGUAACUAAAGGGAAAAUCUUAAAGUACGUGGAUUUCUAUCUUUCUAAAACUGAUAGAUGACUGAAAGGGUUUUGUAGUUUGUCCCUACGAAGAGCAGAGUACAAAAAAGCGGAGGAGGUAGUUACUAAGAUCUGCUGCCUCUGCCACCUCACUAAAUUAAUCAUUUUAAAUGGAAAGUUGCUUUUCGUCAUGGCAUGAAUGUUGUGAAAUCUAAUCUGGAAGAGAUCUGUUUACAUUCAUCUCACUUUACCUUCCCUGCUAAGAAGCACAAAUCAAUAAUUUGUUUAACAAAAUGUGCAUGUGGGGGAAAGGAGAUGCAAGUAUUGAAGAUUUGAAUAGAAAUGGGAGCUGCUCACAGACAUUAAUUGUUUCCAGAAAACAAACCAAGCUUCUAGCCGUUGCGACUCUUUUCAUGAGCUGUUGACUUUCAAAAAAUCACGGCUGGCUUUCAGUUUGGUUUGUUUGUGUUUUUUUUUGCCUCUGGGUUCCUGAGUAGCAUGAGCUGCCUUGCAUUUUUUGUUUUGUUUUUAAUUUAACGGUUAAUGACCAGGGGUGGGUUUGCUCCUCCCUCCGUUGCCCUCUUUCUUGCACAAAUACUCAAGCUUCUGGUGCCCCCUGGUGGCUCAUGCGGAUUUUUUUUACAACCCAAAGUUUGUAAACAAGAGUCACGUGGCUGGAAACCAGACUAGCAGCUCUGACCUCAGUAUCCUUGCUUCCUGCCAGCAAGGAGGUGGGUGGGGGAGAGAGAUCAGAUACUACAACAAAGGGUGCCAAGAGCUACUGCAGUGGUGCAAGUAAGCUGCAUCUCAGCAUCACCACAUGCAGAACUAAAAGAUAAAGCCACCCCAUCAUACUGUACAUUCAAUCUUUGUCAACAUCUUAAGCAGCUUGUCUUCAGAAGUCCAUACCUGGUUUUUACUAACUGCAUUGUCAUAGUUGAAAACUAGUUCACUUGAUGUUCCUGGUCCUUUGAUCAGUGUGUCCAAGCGCUGAAAAAAAUCACCACUGAGGUGAUUUGUAGGAAUUUUAAACCUCAUUAUGAGACCUUCCUCUUCUUUCUCUUCUAGGGACUCGUGUAUAUAGUCCUCCAGAAUGGAUUCGCUACCACAGGUACCAUGGUAGAUCUGCUGCCGUCUGGUCGCUUGGAGUACUGCUCUAUGACAUGGUCUGUGGUGAUAUCCCCUUUGAACAUGAUGAGGAGAUCGUAAGAGGUCAAGUUUAUUUUCGGCAAAGGAUUUCUCCUGGUAAGUGUCUGCUGCUCUUAUGAGAUAGGGGAUAACUUAGCGGACAGGGCUCAUCCACUCUCUGCUUUGAGGGACAGUACUUGGAAGUAUUUCUGAUGAUCCCCAACAUCUUUUAUAUUAGAUGAUACUGCUAUAUGCUAAAGCAUGCAAGUAGCACUUCAGCUGCUGAGGGGGGGGGGACCUAGAAUUUGAAAUUAAGUGGUGUGUUACCAUCUAAAUUGCAGAAGCAAGUGUUCCCAAAACACUGUUAUUGGGCUUCCAGUCAGAUUUUGAAUCAUUCCCUUGAUGUCAAACUUGAAGCCAACACACCCUGGUAUGAAUAGCAAAGCAAACAUUAGUUAACCAUUGUUUCAGCCAUGUAAAACAGUCUUGUUUUAUAAGCAGGUUGAGAUUUUGUUGCAUCAUCAGUGUCCUGUUUUGUAGAUUCUCCUCAGCAAUGCACCUAUUUCAACUUUGUCCUUUCUUUUUGCAGAGUGCCAGCAUCUUAUUAAGUGGUGUUUAGCUCUGAGGCCUUCUGACCGACCAUCCUUUGAAGACAUUCUGAACCAUUCUUGGAUGCAAGAAGUUCUCCUGUCUCAGGAAACAGCUGAGAUCCACCUGCACAGUCUACUGCACGAGUCUAGAAAAUAGCAGUGUGUCUCAUCCUUUUGGGGUGCAAAACAGAAUUCUGCCCUACUGAUUCUGGCUGAGUGGGGAUUUUUACAGGAAUACCAUCAUCUCAUUGCAGACACAGGCUGCCUGGAGACAUUUCCAAGCCUGAAAAAAACCAUCUCUCCUGGUCGAGUGGAUUUAAACUCUUUGGGUCCCGCUUUGCAAACCUCCUUGCCACUAGAUGACUUGAGCAACUCCAUGCGUGUUCAUAACCUGCUGAAUCCUAGAAUAUGAAACAAGUGGAGCAGACAACUAGAGCAGACUCUCAAUUGGGGGAAUCUGGGAUGGGGAAACACCGAUUUGGACUGGCCCCUGUCUUCACUGUGUCACCAUGUUCUGAGUGCCUUCAGUUGCAACUGAGCUGUGCUGGGGGAAAGAAAAUACUUGAGCGUUCCUUCCUUGCUGCUGCCUCAAGAUUUACCUGGGUUUUGGUUUGUUCCACCUUAUAAAAGAACUGCUUGAAAAGAGGCUGUGGGUGAUCCACUAGCAAACCCUAGCUCUGUGUUGUCCAAUAUGAACUCUGAGUUGGCUCUUGCCGCCUCUCACGUGAAGGCAUCCUCAAGUGCACAAACAAUGCAACCCAAUUAACUGUAAAUUUGUACAGAUCAAUACAGGAACAAAGCUUGGUGUACAGAAGAUUGCAGUUUAUAAUGUUUUUACUCCUGUUUUUUUAAUUUAUUUCUAGGGUUUUUUAAUGGAAUAUCCUAACUUUAGGAUCUUAUUUAUUUUAUUUAUGAAUCAUGUGGGUUCUUAGCCUACACUUCACCGCUACAGCUGCUGACCUGAUAUCCUGUCACAUUGCCCCUCUCCUCCCCUUUCCCAACUUCCUUCCUCCAUUGGGUUAUUUUCUGCCUAUUCUGGUCUGUUUGAUGUCUUGCCACUGUAUGGAGUAGCUGACCUGCCACUCAGCCAUCUGUAAAUAGUUCCAGCUGUGGCUGUUCAGCCUCCCCGAAUGUUUGAGACAUGUUUUCACAGGUAUUGGUGGGGGGAGGGCAUAUGUACAUAGUACUCUUCUUACUUAAAGUGGAGCGAGAUACGCUGGACUUCAACAUUGUCAAGCUUCUAUAAGUAAUUUGGUGUGUAGUCUGCUGGUUUUGUUAAUAGCUAAUACUGUACAGGGAAUUCAGAAUUGCUAUUUUUUUUAUACAUGCAGUUUUAAAUAAAAAUGAAAACUUGAUUUUAA